AUGCCGAGACGAAUGAACAGAAUUCUGGAGAAAAUUGAUCUGGUGGAGCCGAGGGUGGUGGGCUCCCAACAAUUGCCUGCAAAAGCUCAUAAAAGCUGGGGCCACUUGGUUGAUCCUCGGAUUUUGGAAGAAACUACCAGACCUGUUUGCAAACAACAGCAAGAUAAGCUAAAAGAAAAACUAGCUGGAUAUCUUAUCAGUCGUGUUAAUCCUAAAUUCUUCUAUAAUGAACACUGUCAAGAAACAGCGAUCUUGCAACCAUAUGAAAAACUGGGAUGCUGCCAUUGCACACUGGAACUUUACAAUUAA
Molecule: messenger RNA, 309 nt
Organism: Striga asiatica
Lineage: Eukaryota; Viridiplantae; Streptophyta; Magnoliopsida; Lamiales; Orobanchaceae
Source: the annotation of a GenBank genome assembly